AUGGAAAAGUUGUUGAUUCUUAUGGAUGAACUGGAUGAAAAGCUGGGCAAUGGAAAAGAAAAUAAAAACGUUGAAGAAAUUGUAUUCGAACACAUCAAAAGAGCUAAUAAUGAGUCAGAAGUUAAAGUUGAUUUUCCAACAGGUUUGGACUGGUUGAACGUAAAUAAGCCACUUUCUUCAGAAUUGUUAAAAGGAAAAAUUGUAAUAUUGGAUUUUUUUACAUAUGGUUGCAUUAAUUGUUUUCACAUGUUUCCCAUCAUUCGAAAACUUGAAGAAAAAUAUUCAUUGAAAGAUGGUGUUGUUAUAAUUGGAGUUCAUAGUGGUAAAUUUGAAAAUGAAAAAAAUUCAAAAAAUAUUGGGGAUGCAUUAAAAAAAUAUGGAAUCAAACAUCCAGUGGUGAACGAUAAGAAUAGUGAUUUGUGGAAUAAGUAUAACAUUAUUUGUUGGCCCACAAUUUUAAUAUCAGAUCCAUCACAAAAAAUUAUAUUUAAUUUAAUAGGAGAUCAACACAAAGAUGAUUUGGAAUUAUAUGUUAAGGUUGCUUUAAAAUAUUAUAAAACAUCAAUAUCAACUCAUGGGUUACCUAUUGUAGAAUCAGAUGAAAUAAUUUCAUCUUCUGCUUUAAAGUAUCCUUCAAAAAUUACCAGAUGGGGCAACUUAUUUGCAGUUUCCGAUAGUGGCAACCAUAGAAUAAUAAUUUUUAAUGUUGAAGGUGUUGUAAAGUAUACAAUUGGAGGUAAAGAACAAGGUUUUAAGGAUGGAAAUUUUCAAGAGGCUCUAUUCGAUACACCACAUGGUCUUGCUUUCUUCAACGAAAGUAUAUUAUACAUUGCAGAUACCAACAAUCAUGCUAUAAGGUUGGUCGAUCUUAAUAAAAUGAUUGUGACUACAGUGGUAGGAAAUGGCGAAAGAGGAAAUGAUUUGAUUGGUGGUCAAAUAGGAAAUAAUCAAAAAAUUUCUUCUCCCUGGGAUGUUUGUCUAUCUGCUACAUUUUAUUUUUCUUCAAUGCCAAAAAUACCAGAACCUAUUGGUUCACCUUUAAGACAUAUUACAAAAUCUUUAGAUGUUUUAAAGUCUUCAACUCCUUCAGUACCACCACCACCACCGCCGCCAUCAUCAUUACAUAAGACUUCUGAUUUAUCGUAUUCAUCUCAUAAUUCUCAUACUCCAUCAUCAUUAUCACCGCCGCCACCGCCACCGCCUCCGCCUACAAUCACUUCUAACUUAUCCCAUUCUUUUCUUUCUCCCACACCUCCUCCUCCACCGCCACCGCCGCCUGUACCUACCGCACGCAUUCCCCUGUCUAAAAAUCUUUCACGACAGUGUUUUUUAAAAGAUGAAGAAAAAUUUUCGGGGGAUAAAGAAUUGGAAAAAUCAGCCAAAGUUUUACUCAUCGCGACAUCAGGAACUCAUCAAAUAUGGGCAUAUUUUUUGGAAUCUGGAAUGUGGAAUGGAAAAAUGUAUAAGGAAAAAGUAUGUUUAGCAAUAGCGGGAAAUGGUAAAGAAGAAAAUAAAAAUAAUGAUUUACCAAAUAAAGCUGGAUUUGCUCAGCCAUGUGGUAUAACAUACAGUGAAGAUUUAAAAGUUUUAUUCAUUGCUGACACGGAAAGCUCAAGCAUAAGACGAUUAUCAUUGACAAAAGGAUCUGUGACACAUUUGGCUGGAGGUUCCAGAUUUCCAGAAGAUUUAUUCAGUUUUGGUGAUGUCGAUGGUAAAGGUUAUAACGUCAGAUUGCAACACCCGUUGGGACUAACCUGGAACAAGAAGAGAAAAUCCCUUUUCGUAUGCGAUUCGUAUAAUCAUAAAAUUAAACAGAUAAAUGUCGAGACAGGAACAACCUCAAGUUUGCACAAAGAAUCAAAUUUAUUUUCCGAACCUGGAGGCUGUUGCAUGAGUUCCUGUGACGACAUCAUAUACGUUUGUGAUACCAACAAUCAUAAAAUUAAAACGAUAAAUUUAUGUAAAGAAAAGGAAGUUGAGGAAUUGGAAAUAAAAUUUGAAACGUCCAACGCGGAAAUGAAAUAUUCAAAAGAUGGGAUUUGGAACGAAGACAUUAUUAUGAACGUUGAUGAUGGUACAUUACAUAUGAGAGCCGAAUUUUUCCCGGAAGAAAUUCACGGUCAGUGGAAAAUUGAAUGCGAUUCGAAUGCAAUCAUACUCGAAUCCACAAGGGGGAAAAUCGAUGGGAAAAAUUGGCAACUUUUUUUAAAAAUCCUUCCAUCCACCGUCAACGAUACCAUUAAAAUCUUUUUCGAUUUUAUGAUUUGCGGUGGCGAAACUUGCAUUUACAAAAAGAAAAUGUUAAAAGUAAAUAUUAGGAGAAAAGAAAAUUCGAUUCGUGCAGCUACUUGCGUCUUGAAAAAAAAUCUAUUAUGA
Molecule: messenger RNA, 2376 nt
Organism: Pediculus humanus corporis (human body louse)
Lineage: Eukaryota; Metazoa; Arthropoda; Insecta; Psocodea; Pediculidae
Exons: 8
Coding region: 1-2376 (791 amino acids)
Source: RefSeq, a predicted model, not a curated record